GAGACAAACCACACAAGUGUGAGUUCUGUGACAAGUGCUUCAGCCGGAAGGACAACCUGACCAUGCACGUGCGUUGCCACACGAGUAUGAAGCCACACAAGUGUCACCUCUGUGACUAUGCGGCUGUGGACAGCAGCAGCCUCAAGAAGCACCUGCGGAUCCAUUCUGACGAGCGGCCAUACAAGUGCCAGCUCUGCCCCUACGCCAGCCGCAACUCCAGCCAGCUCACCGUGCACCUGCGCUCCCACACGGGGGACACCCCCUUCCAGUGCUGGCUCUGUAGCGCCAAGUUCAAAAUCAGCUCGGACUUGAAAAGGCACAUGAUCGUGCACUCGGGGGAGAAGCCUUUCAAGUGCGAGUUCUGUGACGUACGCUGCACCAUGAAAGCCAACCUCAAGUCGCACAUCCGCAUCAAGCACACCUUCAAGUGUCUGCACUGUGCCUUCCAGGGCCGGGACCGGGCCGACCUCCUGGAGCACAGCCGGCUGCAUCAGGCCGACCACCCAGAGAAAUGCCCGGAGUGUAGCUAUUCCUGCUCCAGUGCAGCCGCCCUGCGUGUGCACAGCCGGGUUCACUGCAAGGACCGUCCCUUCAAAUGUGACUUCUGCAGCUUCGACACGAAGCGACCCAGCAGCCUGGCCAAGCACAUUGACAAGGUGCACAGGGACGAGGUCAGAACGGAGAACAGGGCCCCACAGGGCAAGGAAGGACCCAGAGAGAGCAGCUCCCACCACGUGGCCAAGAUUGUGACCCAGAGGGCCUUUCGCUGUGAGACCUGCGGUGCCUCCUUUGUCAGGGAUGACUCUCUGAGAUGCCAUCGGAAGCAGCACAGUGACCAGGGGGAGAACAAGAACUCAGACCUGGUCACCUUUCCCCCAGAGAGCAGUGCCUCAGGGCAGCUGGGCCCCCUGGUCUCUGUGGGACAGCUUGAGAGCCCUCUGGAGCCCAGCCAUGACCUCUAGUGCAACCACAGGGAACCCUCAGGAUCCAGACAAAGCUGGUGCCAGCCCCCUCAUUACCAGGCCAUGUGGUGGGCUUUGGUCCUCAGUGCUGGACCUAGCAGCCCAGACUUCAUGGGCCUCUGAUGGCAGUAGUUGACAUGUGAGGACAGACACCCAUUCAUAGUGCUGUCUUCCUACAAGAUCACCUGAGCCUUGUGGCAUGGGACCUCUGAGCACUGCUCUGCCAACAGGGAGAAAUUCUUC
Castor canadensis (American beaver) is the source of this 1205-nucleotide messenger RNA. The record is from RefSeq and is a predicted model, not a curated record. Lineage: Eukaryota; Metazoa; Chordata; Mammalia; Rodentia; Castoridae.